This is a messenger RNA of Ichthyophthirius multifiliis, 473 nucleotides long. RefSeq names its product m16 family protein, putative. The transcript has a single exon. The annotation marks the transcript as partial. The record is from RefSeq and is a predicted model, not a curated record. NCBI's taxonomy places the organism in Eukaryota, Ciliophora, Oligohymenophorea, Hymenostomatida.
AUGGAUGAAGUUAGUGAAUAUUCUGAAAUGAUAAACUAAAAUAUAAACGUAAAAGAAAUUUUAAGUUAUAGAAAUUUAUUGAAAAAAUUCAAUAUUUUCCACUUCGAAAAACCAAUAGAAAUUUUAAAUAAUCCUGAAAAAAUAAUUAUUAUUCACAACACUAAUAACGAAAGUUUUUUUAAAAAUAUGAUUUCAUUAAAAAGCGAGUUUUAUGAUUUGACUUUUACUUAAAAAUUUUUAAAAGAAAAAGAACUUUCAGAUUUUCUAAACUUCCAAAAAAAAGUCGAAUUAGUACCUUAGAAAAAUUUCCCUGUUUUAAAAGAUACUAUUUUGGAAGAUAUUGACAAUUCAUUUUAAGAUUUUAAAACUCCUUAAGUUAUUUUGAGCAACGAAAACGGAAAAUUAUUUAUUUAAGUAAGUAAAAUGGAAUUUUAAUAGCCUAAAUAAGUGAUUUAUUUAUAAUUUGCUCACGA